AUGUGUAAUCAGAAGAAUAUGAUGAUGAAGGAUAAAUAAAUGAAAAAACUGUAUAAUCUUAAAAUGAGGAGAGUCAUAUUAAUAUUUAAUGUACUUAAAUUUGAGAUAAAUGGAGCAUUAGCAGUUUAAAAGGGGAUCCAUCUCUAGUCAAUAAAAAGCUGUAACGUUGAAUAUAAAGAUAAAUUUGAUUAUUAAAAUGAAAGUUGUGAGAUAUCUUAUUAUGAAUUCCUAAAACUUGAUUAGAGAGUAUGAUAAUUUAGAAAUAAAUAGAAAACGACAUCAGUUUUUAGGUAAACUUAAGAAUCUGUUUCAUAUAGUCUAAAAGGUGAGAUGAAUUCAUUAAUUUAUUAUAAAUAAUUUGAUGAUGAAUGUAAAUAUAUAGUAAAGGAGAUUGUUGAUAAUUUAAUAGAGUUGAAUUGCAAUAUAUAUUUAGAAUAGAGAUAAUUUGAUGAGAUAGCAAAUAUAACUCAUUCAAAUCGUCUUUAUGUUUUUACGAAAGAAUAAAUAACUUUAAUAUCUUUAAUAAUAGUAGUAGGAGGUGAUGGAACUGUAUUAUAUGCAUUAAGACAAUUUUAAAGUUAAGAACCACCUCCAAUAUUGGCAUUUUAAAAAGGGACGUUAGGUUUUAUGUGUGUAUUUGACUUAAAAGAUAAAUACUAAGUGUUAUCGAAGUAGAUAGAACAUUUUAGAACAGCUGGAUAAUUUAUAGUUGAAAGAAAAUUAAGAUUGAAAGGUUGUUUAAUAUAAAGUGGAGGAUAGAAAUUUGAAUAUCAUGUAUUAAAUGAAUUUGUAAUAACAAGAGGAGCAAACCCUCAUUGCUUAUAUAUUGAGAUAUAUAUAAAUGAUGUACUAUUAACACUUGCAUCAGGAGAUGGAAUAAUUGUAUCUACUCCAACAGGUUCAACUGCAUAUUUUUUAUCAGCUGGAGGUCCAAUUAUAUAGAAUGAAGUACCAUCUAUAUCAAUUGCUCCAAUUUGUCCAUUAUCUUUGUCAUUUAGACCGAUUGUUUUACCUACUUGUCUAAAUAUUACUAUAAAAUUAGCUAAUUAAUGUAGAGCUAAUGGAUUUAUAUGUGCUGAUGGAUAAACUACUGUUGAAUUUAACAAAGAUAUGAUAUUUCAAAUCUUAAAAUCAGAAAAAUUUGUUAGCAGUAUAUUAUUAUAUAUAUAUAUUUAGUUAUCUAAGAUAAAUCAGAUAUAGAUUAUAAUGAAUGGGUACAUAAUCUUAGAAAAAAAUUAGGAUGGAAUAAAGUAUUUACAGAUUAAAAGAAAUAUAAAUCAAAUUUGUGA
Messenger RNA from Paramecium sonneborni, 1289 nucleotides. The record is from the annotation of a GenBank genome assembly. Lineage: Eukaryota; Ciliophora; Oligohymenophorea; Peniculida; Parameciidae.